This is a messenger RNA of Dovyalis caffra, 501 nucleotides long. Lineage: Eukaryota; Viridiplantae; Streptophyta; Magnoliopsida; Malpighiales; Salicaceae. The record is from the annotation of a GenBank genome assembly.
AUGACCGUAGGCAAAGCACCGGUGACUUUUCUGCUCUGCUUGGCUAUUGUAUUCACACUCUCGCAAGCCAAGUCAAAGAUUGCACAGCCACAGCCACUCACAUCCUUCAAGAUCAACACUACCCUGCAGGAGACUGCAAGCACCUGUCCUUACACGGUGACAAUAAGGACAAGCUGUUCUUCAACUCGGUACACGCGUGAUCGGAUCAGCCUUGCAUUCGGAGAUGCUUAUGGUUAUCAGGUAUAUGUUCCAAGGCUUGAUGAUCCACGUUCGAGGACAUUUGAGAGUUGCUCUACAGAUACAUUUAACAUAAAUGGACCAUGCACAUACCAGAUCUGCUAUGUGUACCUCUACAGGAAUGGCUAUGAUGGCUGGAAACCUGAGUCUAUCACCAUAUCUGGCUAUUACAGUUCUUCUGUUACAUUUUACUACAACACAUUUCUCCCUAAUGCUGUUUGGUAUGGCUUUAAUCAUUGUAAUGCCGCUUCGGCUUCCAGUUGA